Messenger RNA from Entelurus aequoreus (snake pipefish), 5580 nucleotides. RefSeq names its product pleckstrin homology domain-containing family A member 1-like. Gene Ontology annotation, molecular function: PDZ domain binding. Gene Ontology annotation, cellular component: membrane; cytoplasm. Bases 414 to 1622 code for a protein of 402 amino acids. The transcript is spliced from 13 exons. The record is from RefSeq and is a predicted model, not a curated record. NCBI's taxonomy places the organism in Eukaryota, Metazoa, Chordata, Actinopteri, Syngnathiformes, Syngnathidae.
CACCUCUCACUCUGACGUUUCUUCGUGAAAGCAGAUAUGUCAUAAAUACAUUAAAACAAGCAUUCCCUUGGGGUGUUUGACGGAAAAGACAGGAGUGAGCGGGACUUACUUGAUUAUUUGGGAUGACUUCAGCCCAAUCAGCGUAGUUGGAAGUGCUGUGAUCUUCUCCUGAGCGCCGCUCUUCGUUUGUGACGAUCUUCGGCCCUGCUGUGUUGCCACCGCGCCUCGCCUGACGCCUUCAGCCUGACGCCUGACGCCUUCAGCCCGCAGUAGAGUCCUCGCUGUCGGCGGACGGGAGAUGGGCUGAGGCGGAGCGGGACCACCCCCAGGCGGUUACUGAGGCCACGAACUCGGGUUUUUGGGUUUUUAGGUUUUUGGGCCCGCGCAGGCCAGGGGAAUGUCCCGGCGGCGCCAUGCCUUACGUGGACCGACAGAACCGCAUCUGUGGCUUCCUGGACAUCGAGGAGAACGAGAGCAGUGGCAAGUUCCUGCGCCGCUACUUCAUACUGGACACCCAGCAGGGGAGCCUGGUGUGGUUCAUGGACAACCCGCAGAAUCUCCCAGUGGGUGCAGACUCUGUGGGCUCCUUGAAACUCACGUACAUUUCUAAGGUCAGCGAUGCAACCAAGCUGAGGCCUAAGGCAGAGUUCUGCUUUGUCAUCAACGCCGGGAUGAGGAAGUACUUCCUGCAGGCCAAUGAUCAGCAGGACCUGGUGGACUGGGUCACCGCUCUCAAUAAAGCCACCAAGAUCACGGUUCCAAAAGUGUCCGACGGCCAGCAGAACUCCGAGAACCACAAGUCUUUGCAGGACACGGUGGGACCCAAGAAGCAAGUGUCCUAUAAGACUGAGAUCAUAGGAGGAGUUCCCAUUGUGACCCAGACGCAGCAUGAAGGCAGCGAUGGUGCAGAGAGAGCAGAGCGGGAGGCCAUGCACCGCUCACACAGCCAGCUGCCCUACUUCCUGGGCAGGCCGUCCCAGGACCACACCGUCAUCAAGUCGGGCUACUGCGUCAAGCAAGGCGCUGUGAUGAGGAACUGGAAACGACGAUAUUUCCUCCUGGAGGAAAACUCAAUGAGCUACUUCAAGUCUGAUCUGGAGAAAGAGCCGCUGAGGAUGAUCCCGCUGAAGGAGGUUCACAAAGUGCAGGAGUGCAAACAGAGUGACAUCAUGAUGCGCGACAAUCUGUUUGAAGUCGUCACCACAUCAAGGACAUUUUACAUACAGGCCGACAGUCCGGAGGAGAUGCACAGCUGGAUCAAGGCGGUCUCGGGGGCCAUCGUGGCCCAGCGGGGGCCGGGGAGGUCCGCUGCCACAAUGCGGCAGGCCAGACGGCUGUCUAACCCCUGUAUACAGAGGUAUACGUCUCGAAUUGGGGAGUGCAGCAGCACGAGCACAGCGGGCGCUCCACAUUCUACCGCAGCUCCGCGGGGCCCCCCGUCCCUCGCUCGCCCGUAUCCGCCGUGCCACCCUGCCAGCCAGAGCGGGGGGCCGCCGUUGCGUGCGACCCACGCCCGCAGCCUGGCGUGGGACAGCGAGCACUUCAUGAGCCUGCUGCCUCGGCCCGCUCGCAGCCGCACGCCGGCCCGCCUCUCCUUGCAGGAGGCCCGCCUGGCAAAGUGAGCGCCCGGGAGGAGUCGCCGUGGCGGCGGCGGAGCACCUUCGAGCCGCACGUGCCCGAGCCGCCCUUGGAUUUGGACGAAGCCGACCUGCCGGUGAGCGAGGUCUGAGCUGGACUUGUAACCUUAAUGGCGGACACAAAGACCCUAGAAGCUCCUGGCGCCGUGCUAGUUCUCCUCCACUCAACUGUGCUUGUGUGCCAAAGACCAGCCGGUCUUCUUAGUUACCAUGGCGACCGAUGGAGACUUUUCAAGGUCAGACAACUUGCCCUCGCUUCUCUUCACUUCCACUAGCUGUUUCACCAGAUUACACUUGGAGUGCUGAUGCUCUUCCUGCUUCAGUCCACUCAUUGUGGAGAAAUAGUUCCAGGCUAGGAGGAGGAGGUUUUCUUCACAAUAAAACAGGCUAGGAGGAGGUUUUCUUCACAAUAAAACAGGCUAGGAGGAGGUUUUCUUCACAAUAAAACAGACUAGGAGGAGGAGGUUUUCUUCACAAUAAAACAGGCUUGGAGGAGGAGGUUUUCUUCACAAUAAAACAGACUAGAAAAAGCAAGCAGAGGUUUUCUUCACAAUAAAACAGGCUAAAAGAAGGUUUUCUUCACACUAAAACAGACUAGAAAAAGCGAGCAGAGGUUUUCUUCACAAUAAAACAGGCUUGGAGAAGGUUUUCUUCACAAUAAAACAGGCUAAAAGGUUUUCUUCACACUAAAACAGACUAGAAAAAGCAAGCAGAGGUUUUCUUCAUAAUAAAACCAGCUAAAAGAAGGUUUUCUUCACAAUAAAACAGGCUAAAAGGUUUUCUUCACAAUAAAACAGGCUAAAAGGUUUUCUUCACAAUAAAACAGGCUAGAAGGAGGAGGUUUUCUUCACAAUAAAACAGGCUAGAAGGAGGUUUUCUUCACAAUAAAACAGGCUAGAAGAAGCAAGCAGAGGUUUUCUUCACAAUAAAACAGACUAGAAGGAGGAUGUUUUCUUCACAAUAAAACAGACUAGAAGGAGGAUGUUUUCUUCACAAUAAAACAGACUAGAAGAAGCAAGCGGAGGUUUUCUUCACAAUAAAACAGGCUAGAAGAAGCAAGCAGAGGUUUUCUUCACAAUAAAACAGACUAGAAGGAGGAUGUUUUCUUCACAAUAAAACAGACUAGAAGGAGGAUGUUUUCUUCACAAUAAAACAGACUAGAAGAAGCAAGCGGAGGUUUUCUUCACAAUAAAACAGGCUAGAAGAAGCAAGCGGAGGUUUUCUUCACAAUAAAACAGACUAGAAGCAAGCGGAGGUUUUCUUCACUAUAAAACAGACUAGAAGCAAGCGGGGGUUUUCUUCACAAUAAAACAGGCUUGAAGAAAGUUUUCUUCACUAUAAAACAGCAUAGAAGAAGCAAGCGGAGGUUUUCUUCACAAUAAAACAGACUAGAAGAAGCAAGCGGAGGUUUUCUUCACAAUAAAACAGACUAGAAGAAGCAAGUGGAGGUUUUCUUCACUAUAAAACAGACUAGAAGAAGCAAGCGGGGGUUUUCUUCACAAUAAAACAGGCUUGAAGAAGGUUUUCUUCACUAUAAAACAGACUAGAAGAAGCAAGCGGGGGUUUUCUUCACAAUAAAACAGGCUUGAAGAAGGUUUUCUUCACUAUAAAACAGACUAGAAGAAGCAAGCGGAGGUUUUCUUCACAAUAAAACAGGCUUGAAGAAGGUUUUCUUCACUAUAAAACAGACUAGAAGAAGCAAGCGGAGGUUUUCUUCACAAUAAAACAGACUAGAAGAAGCAAGCGGAGGUUUUCUUCACAAUAAAACAGGCUUGAAGAAGGUUUUCUUCACAAUAAAACAGGCUUGAAGAAGGUUUUCUUCACAAUAAAACAGGCUUGAAGAAGGUUUUCUUCACAAUAAAACAGACUAGAAGAAGCAAGCGGAGGUUUUCCUCACAAUAAAACAGGCUUGAAGAAGGUUUUCUUCACAAUAAAACAGGCUUGAAGAAGGUUUUCUUCACAAUAAAACAGACUAGAAGAAGCAAGCGGAGGUUUUCUUCACAAUAAAACAGGCUUGAAGAAGGUUUUCUUCACAAUAAAACAGGCUUGAAGAAGGUUUUCUUCACAAUAAAACAGACUAGAAGAAGCAAGCGGAGGUUUUCUUCACUAUAAAACAGACUAGAAGAAGCAAGCGGAGGUUUUCUUCACAAUAAAACAGGCUUGAAGAAGGUUUUCUUCACAAUAAAACAGGCUUGAAGGUUUUCUUCACAAUAAAACAGACUACAAGAAGCAAGCGGAGGUUUUCUUCACUAUAAAACAGACUAGAAGAAGCAAGCGGAGGUUUUCUUCACAAUAAAACAGGCUUGAAGAAGGUUUUCUUCACAAUAAAACAGGCUUGAAGAAGGUUUUCUUCACAAUUAAACAGACUAGAAGAAGCAAACGGAGGUUUUAUUUACAAUAAAACAGGCUUGAAGAAGGUUUUCUUCACAAUGUAACAGGCUUGAAGAAGCAAGCGGAGGUUUUCUUCACAAUAAAACAGACUAGAAGAAGCAAGCAGAGGUUUUCUUCACAAUAAAACAGAAUAGAAGAAGCAAGCAGUGGUUUUCUUCACAAUAAAACAGACUAGAAGAAGCAAGCAGAGGUUUUCUUCACAAUAAAACAGCAAGCAGAGGUUUUCUUCACAAUAAAACAGCAAGCAGAGGUUUUCUUCACAAUAAAACAGAAUAGAAGAAGCAAGCAGAGGUUUUCUUCACAAUAAAACAUACUAGAAGAAGAAAGCGGAGGUUUUCUUCACAAUAAAACAGGCUAGAAGAAGGUUUUCUUCACAAUAAAACAGCAAGCAGAGGUUUUCUUCACAAUAAAACAGAAUAGAAGAAGCAAGCAGAGGUUUUCUUCACAAUAAAACAUACUAGAAGAAGAAAGCGGAGGUUUUCUUCACAAUAAAACGUCAAGCAGAGGUUUUCUUCACAAUAAAACGUCAAGCAGAGGUUUUCUUCACAAUAAAACGUCAAGCAGAUGUUUUCUUCACAAUAAAACAAGCAGAGGUUUUCUUCACAAUAAAACAAGCAUAAGGUUUUCUUCACAAUAAAACGUCAAACAGAGGUUUUCUUCACAACAAAACAGGCGCUGACGUCCAACUCGUGGUGUGUUCAGGACAGUUUUACACCUCUAUCUCAGAAGUUAGAGUAAGUUCUGCCUCAGCAUGUGUUAUUCCCGCCCUGAGGAGCCAGUGCAGCUAUCAGAAGUGAAGAGAAGGUGCAGGUGGUGUGACUGAAGUGACCACUAAGUGCCAAGAAGAAAAGGGACCAUGUCUCCCAGGACUGGACUGAAUAAGCUGAGUGCUUCUUACACUCCUUAACACUGGAUUUCAUUUACCUGCCAGUCUUUUCCUUUUGGACACCUGCAAUCAGGCAUCAUAUCAAUGUGUGUGUGUGGCGGCCAUGUUUGAUUUUCUAACCUGCACUCCCGAGUCUGUACGGUACAACAUGGCGUCACAAACUGUCUAACUUGAAACACUCCUGCUUUUUUUGAGGGGUGGGCAUCCUAAUCAAUGUUUUGAUUGAUUGGAAAGUUGGGAAUUGCAACCUUCCAUUAGUGCAAGGACUGCUUACCUGUUGAAGAUUGAUAGCCACUACUAUGCACCAACCAGCAGAGGCGCUGUUUGCUGGCUAGAGAUGGUUAGUGGCUAAGCCAGUAAUGGAAUAAUUGUUCAGACUACAAGAUGAUUACAGGGAUUGUGUGCCCAUCCCUACUCACUAUUUCUACAUCCUCUGUGUGUGUGUGUGUGUGUGUGUGUUGUGUUUGCACACUCAAGUGAUUUAUAGGACAUUUGUAAACACAAUAUAGUCAAUGUGUUCCAGUAGCAGGCAGUUGCCAAACAAUGUACAGUACUCACUAAACACCCGGAUUCAUUCCACAUCCAAGCUAUUUGAACCUGCUCCAAUCUGGUGUCAUUGCUCUGAGAUCUAUUUAUUAUGUGGACGAAAUAAACCCUUGAACAUGG